AUCCCGAACCCGCUAACCCCUUCUUUCCCGCUCCGGCCAAUUCCCUCACCCCGUUCCACUCCUUCAACGCCGUCGUCGCCGCCGCCGUCGAUCUCGGCGACGAUGAAGACGACGUCGUCGUCGAAGACUCCGCCUCAUCCAAAUCCACCGACUCCGUGCAAGAAUUCUCACAAGAUUCGCUCGAAACCUCCUCGUUCUCCUCCGCCUUCGACUUCGACUUCAUCUUCCUCCGCGGCCGGCUCUGCAUCUUCUCUCCCAUCAGGUCGCGGUAACCAAUCGCCGAUAUCUUCUCCAGCGCCGGGAAACCUGACGAGCCGUCUAUCACCAUCGCGCCGAUGUUCAUCACGCCGUCAAACCUCCCCGACGGCCGCUGUAUCUGGACGGCGGUGAAGGUGAAGCGCGGCGUGCCGGGAGACACAAUGUUGCUGAUCAGGAACCUCACGGUGCCGACGAGGUGGUCGCGGAAGGUCCCGACGGCGUAGAUGGCGACUGAAAUUCCAGAGGUCUCGCUAGCAACAUACUCCGGCGUGACGCGGAAGAGGAACUUGUCGUUCCAGAAUCAAGGUCUGGCAACAAUGGGAAAAGCGAAGAAGGGACCAAAAUUUGCGGUAAGGAAGAAGCUUGUUUCUUCCAAAGCAAUUAAAAACUAUAAACAAGAGGUUUUGAACCCAGAAAAGAAGAACCAUGUAAAGGAAAACUUGCCCAGAAACGUUCCACAUUAUUCUUCGGCUCUUUUCUUCCAAUACAAUACUGCGUUGGGACCCCCUUAUCGUGUUCUGGUGGAUACCAACUUCAUCAAUUUCUCUAUCCAGAAUAAGUUGGAUCUCGAGAAGGGAAUGAUGGACUGCUUAUAUGCAAAAUGCACACCUUGUAUCACAGACUGUGUAAUGGCAGAACUUGAGAAGUUAGGACAAAAGUAUCGUGUAGCUUUAAGGAUUGCAAAAGAUCCUCGAUUUGAGAGAAUACUAUGUACACACAAAGGGACCUAUGCUGAUGACUGCCUUGUUGAGAGAGUUACUCAGCAUAAAUGCUACAUUGUUGCAACAUGUGAUCGGGACUUGAAGAGAAGGAUCCGGAAGAUUCCUGGUGUGCCCAUAAUGUACAUCACCAAACACAAGUACUCAAUCGAACGGUUGCCUGAAGCAACAAUUGGUGGAGCACCAAGAAUUUGAUACAAUGACACAGCAACUGUGUAUAACUCCAUAAUGUUGACACUAUAUCCCGCUACUUGUUUGGUCCGUUUGUUUGCUGUACUAAAAUCUGAGGGAAGCUCUGAUGGAAGCUCAACGAUGAACAGGAAGCAACUCUUCCAUUUUUGAUACAUGAAAUUUCCCCGGUGUUACUUGGUCGAUUUGGAUGUUGUAAAAGUUUCUUUCCCUCUGUUGCCUCACUGAUGUACCAAGUUGAACCUUGGAGAGUAGUACCUAAACUACAAUGACAUUUUCAUAGUUCUAGUCAUAUAGAUAUCUUGAAAUGCACUUCUUUUUUUAUUUGGAACUAGUAAGGUACCCGUGCCGUUGCACGGGUCUGCACGACGAUCACUGUGAUUUUAACCAACAAUAAUUAUUAAUAUACAUAAAUUUAUUUAUUUGUAAA
Lotus japonicus is the source of this 1596-nucleotide messenger RNA. RefSeq lists its product as uncharacterized. The record is from RefSeq and is a predicted model, not a curated record. Bases 483 to 1172 code for a protein of 229 amino acids. The transcript is spliced from 10 exons. Gene Ontology annotation, cellular component: nucleolus; small-subunit processome. NCBI's taxonomy places the organism in Eukaryota, Viridiplantae, Streptophyta, Magnoliopsida, Fabales, Fabaceae.